Thlaspi arvense is the source of this 432-nucleotide messenger RNA. NCBI's taxonomy places the organism in Eukaryota, Viridiplantae, Streptophyta, Magnoliopsida, Brassicales, Brassicaceae. The record is from the annotation of a GenBank genome assembly.
AUGAAAACCUCGUACUUCCUGGGAUGGCAAGAAUACGAGAAGAAUCCCUACGACCAAGUUCGGAAUCCUACCGGAAUCAUUCAGAUGGGACUCGCUGAAAAUCAGCUCUCCUUCGAUCUUAUCGAGUCCUGGCUCGAAAAAAACCCUGAACCGGCCGGUUUUAAGAGUCAUGGGGAGUCAUAUUUAGAGAGCUCGCUCUGUUCCAAGAUUAUAAUGGCCUUCCUGCUUUCAAGAAUGUGUAAGCAUUUUACAUACUAUAACUUAAGCACUAGCAGAUUUCAUGUCAGAAAUAAGAGGAAACAAAGUCAGCUUCGAUCGAACAAACUAGUCCUCACCGCCGGUGCAACUUCUGCCAACGAGACACUCAUGUUCUGCAUUGCCGAUCCGGGCGAAGCUUUCCUCCUUCCACUCCGUACUACCCCGGAAAAUUAA